CUCAGUUUUAGCAGCGGCAUCUCUUCAAUCGAUACCUAUCCUCGGUUUAGUUCAUAAAACACAUACCCUCCGUAUUGCUCAUCCUUCGUGUAUGUUGACCGGGUCCGGUACACUUCAGCGCAACGCUUCGCACAUUGAUAGUAUCCAGCAGCAGUAAAUUGUAGUAAAAAUCACUCACCGAGAAAAUGACUUCAAGACGUACGGUUCCGGUGAAGUUGACGAUAGCUGUAGGGGUUUUGUUCCUCGUUUCCGUUUGCUAUCCGUCCCUGGCAGCAAGAAAAUCAUCUUCUUCUAGUGCUCGUAUGCUCGAGAGCAGUUUUGAUGACGAACUGAUUCCAUCUUACGAGUGUUCACACCGUAGUCGUGAUUGGACGAUGCGGUGCAUGGUUCCGGUAACUAACUUUCAAAUGUCUCUCGAUCUGUGCGGAACGAAACAGAAACCAGACGAGAGUCAUAUCCAACGAUGCGUGAAAGAGCUGUACAUUCUUGGAAAAUCCUGCCCGCAAACGUCGAUGAUUGACGCAGCGAAGGAAAUGAUGCACCAAAAAGGUCCACCUCCACCGCCGAAACAAGCCCCGUCCAAAGUGAAGAAGCCCAAGUUACCGGCUCCCCUUGAAAAUAGUCUGCCAAAGCUGUCAAAAGCAUACUCUAAAGGAAAAAUCAGCGACAAGAAGAAAGAAAAGUUCGAUCUUUGAAGAUGAAAGUAGUCGAAAUGAACAAAACUCGAACAUUGUUAUAGAUAAUAAACUUCAGAAUAAGGGCAGUGACGAAGACGAUUUUCACGCAUUUUGCGAUCAGCUUCACAUAUUUAAUG
Molecule: messenger RNA, 814 nt
Organism: Armigeres subalbatus
Lineage: Eukaryota; Metazoa; Arthropoda; Insecta; Diptera; Culicidae
Exons: 3
Coding region: 186-695 (169 amino acids)
Source: RefSeq, a predicted model, not a curated record